UAUCCUUGCUUCUGCUAGUAAGAUGCUUUUCUAUUGCUUUAGUAGGAUGCUUUUGAUUAUUGUUCCUUGCUUUUGUUAGUAAGAUGCUAUUGAUUAUUGUUCCUUGCUUUUGCUAGUAAGAUGCUAUUGAUUAUUGUUCCUUGCUUUUGCUAGUAAGAUGCUAUUGAUUAUUGUUCCUUGCUUUUGUUAGUAAGAUGCUUUUGAUUAUUAUUCCUUGCGUUUGCUACUAAGAUGCUUUUGAUUAUCGAUCAUCAACUAUUGUUCCUUGAUGACAUCUUUAUAAACUAUAUCAUAUAUUUUUAAGGAUACUAUCCCCUCUGAAAACUUGUACCGUGUAAAUUCAAUCUCUCAAAAUCCCGCACAUUCUAUCCACUUGCGAAAAAAAUGGCUGAAGGUCUUUUGUUCAACAUGAUUGAAAAGCUGAUCGGGAAGCUGGGUUCUGUGGUUGUUGAAUGCUGGAACAUGAGAGAUGAUCUUGACAAGCUGGUGGAGAAUAUGUCUGAGAUCAAGGCUGUGGUUUUGGAUGCAGAGGAGCAGCAGGGAACCAACAACCAUCAAGUUCAACUCUGGCUGGAAAAGCUCAAAGAUGCUCUUGAUGAUGCCGAUGACUUGCUCGAUGACUUUAACACUGAAGACUUGAGGCGACAAGUCAUGACCAGUAACAAGAAGGCUAAAAAGUUUUACAUCUUCUUCUCAUCAUCCAACCAGCUUCUCUUUUCUUACAAAAUGGUUCAGAAAAUUAAGGAACUUAGUAAGAGAAUUGAGGCUCUUAAUGUUGGUCAGAGAAUUUUUAAUUUUACAAAUCGUACACCUGAGCAACGAGUUUUGAAACAACGAGAAACUCACUCCUUUAUUCGUGAGGAAGAAGUUAUUGGAAGAGAUGAGGAGAAGAAAGAGUUGAUAGAGUUGUUGUUUAACACCGGCAACAAUGUGAAAGAGAAUGUUUCAAUUAUUUCUAUAAUUGGAAUUGGAGGACUUGGAAAGACUGCACUUGCUCAACUUGUAUACAAUGACAAAGAAGUGCAACAACAUUUUCAGUUGAAAAAGUGGGUUUGUGUUUCUGAUGAUUUUGAUGUAAAAGGUAUUGCAUCAAAGAUCAUAGAAUCUAAAACUAAUGAUGAGAUGGAUAAAGUGCAAUUGGAGCUCCGUGAAAAAGUUGAAGGAAGAAGAUAUUUGCUUGUCUUGGAUGACAAUUGGAAUGAGGAUCGUGAUCUUUGGCUUGAAUUGAUGAGACUGCUGAAAGGCGGAGCAAAAGGAAGUAAAAUAAUUAUCACCGCAAGAAGUGAGAAGGUUGCCAAGGCAAGUGGUACAUCUUCUAUCUUCAAUUUAAAGGGUCUGGAUGAAAAACAAUCUUGGAGAUUAUUUAGUCAAUUAGCUUUUGAGAAUGACAAAGAACAGGAGAAUGAGGAAUUUGUGUCAGUUGGCAAGGAAAUUGUGAAAAAAUGUGCGGGUGUUCCUCUCGCCAUUAGAAGCAUUGGAAGCUUAAUCUAUUCCAUGCGGAAGGAGGAUUGGUCAACAUUCAAGAACAAAGAUCUUAUGAAAAUUGAUGAACAAGGUGAUAAUAAAAUUUUUCAGCUUAUCAAACUAAGUUAUGAUCAUCUACCAUUUCAUUUGAAAAAGUGCUUUGCUUUUUGUUCAUUGUUUCCAAAAGACUUUUUAAUUUGUAAAAUAACAUUGAUUCGACUUUGGAUUGCACAAGGGUUUGUUCAGUCAUCAUCAGAUGAAAGUACAAGUUUAGAAGAUAUUGGUGAUAAGUACUUCAUGGAUUUAGUUCAUAAAUCUUUCUUUCAAAAUAUCACCGAAGAUAACUAUUAUGGCAGUGUGAGUUGCCAAAUGCAUGAUAUUGUGCAUGAUCUGGCAAGUGUUAUUUCAAGAAAUGAUUGUCUUUUAGUUAAUAAAAAGGGGCAGCAUAUUGAUAAACAACCUCGUCAUGUCUCUUUUGGCUUUAAAUUGGAUUCUUCCUGGCAAGUUCCAACUUCUCUUCUCAAUGCUUACAAAUUAAGGACAUUUCUGUUACCACAACUUGGGAAUCCAUUGACUUAUUAUGGUGAAGGUUCAAUAGAAUUGUCUGCCUGUAAUUCCAUCAUGUCAAGUUCUAGACGAUUUCGUGUGCUGAAUCUUAACAUAGAAUCAAAGAAUAUUCCAUCUUGUAUUGGUAGAAUGAAACAUCUAAGGUAUCUUGACCUUUCUUAUUGUAGAAUGGUUGAGGAGCUCCCAAGGUCAAUAACUGAUUUAGUUAACUUGGAGACUCUUUUACUUAAUUGGUGUACUCACUUGAAAGAGUUGCCCAAAGAUCUUUGGAAAUGGGUAAGACUUAGGCAUCUUGAGUUGGAUUAUUGUGAUGACUUAACUUCUAUGCCACGUGGAAUAGGAAAGAUGACUAAUCUUCAAACACUUACACAAUUUGUGUUAGAUACGACUUCUAAAGAUAGUGCUAAAACUAGUGAGCUAGGAGGAUUACAUAACUUGAGGGGACUACUCGAGAUAACUGGCUUGGAACAUUUGAGGCAUUGUCCAACAGAAGCUAAGCAUAUGAAUUUAAUAGGGAAGUCACAUCUUCAUCGAUUGAGAUUGAAGUGGAAACAACACACUGUUGGUGAUGGCAAUGAGUUUGAAAAGGAUGAAAUAAUUCUACAUGACAUUCUGCACUCCAAUAUCAAGGCAUUAGUAAUAAGUGGAUUCGGUGGUGUGACAUUGUCAAGUUCGCCCAAUUUAUUACCAAAUUUGGUUGAAUUGGGCUUAGUCAACUGUUCGAGAUUGCAAUAUUUUGAACUCUCACUGAUGCAUGUCAAACGCCUUGACAUGUAUAAUUUGCCUUGCCUGGAGUACAUAAUCAAUGAUAGCAAUAGUGAUAACUCAUCAUCAUUUUGUGCGUCACUCACAUAUAUAGUUCUCUUUCAGUUAAAUAAUCUUAAAGGAUGGUGUAAGUGUAGCGAAGAAGAAAUCUCAAGGGGUUGUUGUCAUCAGUUUCAGAGUCUUGAAACCUUAUUGAUUAAUGAUUGUUAUAAGCUAGUUUCAAUUCCACAACACACAUAUAUCAGGGAAGUAGAUCUUUGUAGAGUAUCUUCAGAUAUAUUACAGCAACUAGUCAAUCAUUCCAAAGUAGAGUCUCUUAAUAUAGAAUCCAUACUCAAUUUGAAAUCUCUUAGUGGAGUCUUUCAACAUCUAGGUACACUCUGUGAAUUGCGUAUCCUCAAUUGCGAGGAGUUUGAUCCGUGCAAUGAUGAAGAUGGUUGUUACAGCAUGAAAUGGAAAGAACUCUCGAACCUCAAAUUGUUGAUUUUCAAAGAUAUCCCAAAAAUGAAAUAUUUGCCUGAGGGGCUUCAGCACAUUACCACUUUACAAACUCUAAGAAUCAGAAAUUGUGAGAAUCUUACAUCUAUACCUGAAUGGGUAAAAUCACUACAAGUAUUAGAUAUCAAAGGUUGCCCGAAUGUGACGUCUCGGCGGCAUGUGUAGAUGUGGAACAUCAAUACGUUCUACAACAAGAUUGAAACUUAUGUUAAUUGCGUGUCUCAUUUCAAGAUUGUUUCUCAGAAACCAGAACGUGUCUUUACAUUUUACUUUCAAUACAGUUUGAUAAAAUACUUUGGGAUUUUUAAGAUGAUUGAUUGUAAUAUUGUAUUGUUCAACUCUUU
Messenger RNA from Medicago truncatula (barrel medic), 3638 nucleotides. Its product is annotated as disease resistance protein RGA2. The record is from RefSeq and is a predicted model, not a curated record. NCBI's taxonomy places the organism in Eukaryota, Viridiplantae, Streptophyta, Magnoliopsida, Fabales, Fabaceae. Bases 385 to 3459 code for a protein of 1024 amino acids. The transcript has 2 exons. Gene Ontology annotation, molecular function: ADP binding.